CCUAAUUUUUUGAAUAAUUUUGAAAAACAAAUUUGAAUAUGUGAUUAUUUUUACUAAUUUACAAUGUUAUUGAUUAGUAAGUUUAUUAUAUCGUGUUCUAAGCCUUUAAAACGAACAUAUUGUUAUAACGCUUCCACUAAUCACUACAUAAAGAAGUACAAAAUGGUUAUACCUAAAUCAAGAGAAAACCCCGUGAUUAUGAAGUUAGAGAGUCCGGAAUUUCGGUCCAUUUUUACCGAUGAACUCAAAGCUUUAAUCGAUUUGUUUAAAAAAUACAAUUAUGAAAUUCGUGUGGCUGGAGGUGCAGUUAGAGACUUACUUAUGAACUUACAACCUAAAGACCUGGAUUUUGCCACUACCGCCACUCCCACAGAAAUGAAAAAGAUGUUUGAGACUGAAAACAUUAGAAUGAUCAACAUGAACGGAGAAAAACAUGGUACCAUCACUCCUAGAAUUAAUGACAAACAAAAUUUCGAAGUCACUACCUUAAGAAUUGAUUUGGUAACUGAUGGAAGACAUGCAGAAGUCCAGUUCACUACAGAUUGGUUACUGGACGCUUUGAGACGUGAUUUAACAAUUAAUUCUUUGUUCCUGGAUUUUGAUGGACAUGUUUAUGACUAUUUUUAUGGAUACGACGAUCUUAAAAAUAGGAGAUUAGUAUUUGUUGGCAGUGCUGUUACUAGAAUACAAGAAGAUUACUUAAGGAUUCUUAGAUAUUUUCGGUUUUAUGGAAGAAUUGCAGUAGAAACAAAUAAACACGAAGAAGAAAUACUAAAAGCUAUUAGGGAUAAUGCUGAGGGUCUGAAGAAUAUAUCCGGUGAAAGAAUGUGGACUGAACUAAAGAAAAUAUUAGAAGGGAAUUUUGCUGGGGAUCUUUUAGAAACAAUUAUUAAAUGUGGUCUUUCAGAAUAUAUUGGAUUGCCAGAAAACCCAAAUAUUGAUGAAUUAAGAAGAGUAUGGGCCAGGAGUAAAAACUUAAACAUGAAUGGAAUAACUUUAUUGUCAUCUAUCCUGAAUCAUAUCGAUGAAGCUGAAGCAUUACAUAGACGUUUAAAAUUAUCAACUUUUGACAGGGAUCUGGUAUUUUUUAUAGUGAAUAAUCGCGAACCUAAACUCCACCCAUCUCCUUUACUACCUUACCAACAGAUUGUGGCUAAAACCAAAUCAAAACCUUCUGUUAUAAAGCAGUACGUUCUAGAAGUUCUUAAAUAUAACAAUUCUCCGUAUCUGCAAGAGAUGGAAACCUGGGAAAACCCAAAGUUUCCAAUAAACGGGACUAUCUUGAAAGAAAAAGGCGUCGAACCAGGUAAAGUUAUGGGUGUAGUCAUGCAAGAACUGAAGAAUAUAUGGGUAGAUAGUGAAUUUAAACUGGACGUAGAUGAACUUUUGUCACACAUACCCAAAAUUUUAAACGAACUAAAAGAAAGAAAGAAAAGUAAAGGAUAAUUUUUUGUUUAUCUUGUUGUGUAAAUAAAAUAAAUAAAACCAUAAAAAAAUAA
Molecule: messenger RNA, 1499 nt
Organism: Sitophilus oryzae (rice weevil)
Lineage: Eukaryota; Metazoa; Arthropoda; Insecta; Coleoptera; Curculionidae
Product: CCA tRNA nucleotidyltransferase 1, mitochondrial
Exons: 4
Coding region: 64-1446 (460 amino acids)
Biological process (GO): RNA processing
Molecular function (GO): nucleotidyltransferase activity; RNA binding
Source: RefSeq, a predicted model, not a curated record